Pangasianodon hypophthalmus (striped catfish) is the source of this 3182-nucleotide messenger RNA. It is a transcript of the gene abcg2a, whose product is annotated as ATP-binding cassette, sub-family G (WHITE), member 2a. The transcript is spliced from 16 exons. The record is from RefSeq and is a predicted model, not a curated record. Bases 576 to 2507 code for a protein of 643 amino acids. Gene Ontology annotation, cellular component: plasma membrane. NCBI's taxonomy places the organism in Eukaryota, Metazoa, Chordata, Actinopteri, Siluriformes, Pangasiidae. Gene Ontology annotation, molecular function: ATP hydrolysis activity; ABC-type transporter activity; ATP binding.
UUACCGUUAUUAUGUUCAUCUGGUGCUGCAGCUUCGUGCAAUCACGAAAAAAAGGAUUAAAAAUCGGGGGAAACCGGAAAAUCAGUAGCUGCCGAUAAGAUUUUAUGAGAGCAGAGUCCACGAAGAGUAAACACACACAUGCACGCAUCCUGACCGGGUUGUGUAACCACGAAUCUGCCAAAUAAGGACCAUAAAGUGGAGCCAUGCUGAUACAGAGCCCACCAUAAACUCCCGUUGUAUAACAGCACAUGCUUUGCACGAAAUCCCGUGUGUAUUUAAAUAUGCGACCGCGCACGCAUCCUAUAGCAGACCCAGGAUACAGGCUUUAGCUUUAUUUGCAUAUGAGAGCAAACCUACGAUUGAAUCCCUCCUAUAUCCUGAGCACGUGCCAUCCGCGACCUAUUUAGACGACAUAGUGUGAAGUUGAAGGUCUCGCGCUACCACUCAGUCUCAGACAAUACUGCAGUGCGCGUGCGGUUCUCUAAAAGCGCGCGCUCCGGUGCCCGUUAUGGUUUUAUAAAGAUUUACGGAAGAGCGCGAGGAGCUAGCUGCACGAGCCGUUUACAUCUGUCAGGAUGCCAGAAAACAGAAACAUGGAUGGUGUGAAGGGAGGAGUGUGUGGGGCUACAGUAAGCUUCCACAACAUCCACUACAGCGUCAGCAGCAGGACUGGGAUGCUCUGCAAACAGAAGAAGACCUGUAAAAACAUCCUCAUCGACCUCAAUGGAAUUAUGAAGCCUGGAAUGAACGCCAUAUUAGGAGCCACCGGGAGCGGAAAAUCCUCUUUUUUGGAUGUGUUGGCAGCGAGGAAAGAUCCAAAAGGACUGACUGGAGAGGUGCUGAUAGACGGAGCACCACAGCCCCCCAACUUUAAAUGUCUGUCUGGAUAUGUAGUACAGGAUGAUGUGGUGAUGGGAACACUAACAGUGAGGGAGAAUCUGCGCUUCUCAGCAGCACUGAGGCUUCCGAUGUCUAUCAGCCAGAAGGAGAAGGAGGAGAAAGUGGAGCGACUCAUUGACGAGCUCGGGCUGACUAAAGUAGCUGACUCACGGGUGGGCACACAGUUGAUUCGUGGCAUUUCUGGAGGUGAGAGAAAGAGGACCAACAUCGGCAUGGAACUUAUUAUCGAUCCAUCUGUCCUCUUCCUGGACGAGCCGACGACUGGUCUGGACGCAAGCACGGCUAACUCUGUACUGUCACUGCUGAAGAGGAUGUCGAAUCAUGGUCGGACCAUCAUCCUGUCCAUCCACCAGCCGCGUUACUCCAUUUACCGGCUGUUCGACACACUCACCCUGCUGGUGGCAGGCAGACAGGUUUACCACGGGCCUGCUCAGAGCGCACUGGACUACUUCAGCGACAUUGGCUUCACCUGUGAACCGCAUAACAACCCCGCUGAUUUCUUCCUGGAUGUCAUUAAUGGAGAUUAUACUGCACUGUCUCAAAACAUACCAAAGGAUAAUGCAGAGGUGGAUCAUAAGCAAUAUGCAUCGUCCCGUCAGAACAUCGAGGACCGUCUGGUGCAGGAGUACAAGCAGUGGUCUUACUACCAGCAGACCAAAGACGAGCUGGAGGAAAUCACACAGGGACGCAAGUACGACAACCGGCCCAAAUCACGCACCAUCACCUACAACACGUCCUUCUGCCACCAGUUCAAAUGGGUGCUGAAGAGGACGUUCCGCAACCUGAUGCUCAACCCACAGACCUCCUUCGCUCAGGUCGGCGUGACUCUUUUCUUAGCUCUGAUUGUCGGUGCCAUCUUUUUCAAUGUGCCAGACGAUACAAGUGGAAUCCAGAACAGGAUGGGCGCCUUGUUCUUCAUCACCACCAACCAGUGUUUUGGCUCGCUGUCCUCUGCUGAACUCUUCAUCACAGAACGCAAGCUCUUCCUACACGAGUAUGUUAGCGGUUAUUACAGAGUGUCUGUGUACUUCCUCUGUAAGCUGCUCUCGGAUAUUCUCACACUGCGCACUGUUCCAGCCAUCAUCUUCAGCUCAGUGGCCUACUGGAUGAUUGGGUUCAAAAGGGCUGUUGGGUCAUUUUUUUUCUUCAUGUUCACCGUCGCCAUGACUGCAUACACAGCGACAUCCAUGGUGAUGGCCAUCUCUGCUGAUCAGAACGUGGUGGCCAUCGCCAACAUCUACAUGACCAUCACCUUCGUGUUCAUGAUGAUUUUCUCGGGAUUGUUGGUGAAUUUGCCGAGCAUUGCUGACUGGCUGAACUGGUUAAAAUACUUCAGCAUUCCACGCUAUGGCCUUACUGGUCUCCUGGUGAAUGAGUUUGUUGGGCUGGAAUUCUGUGACCCUCUUCCGACUCUGCAACCUGUCUUCAAUAUCAGUGCAGCCUCCAACUGUUCCAUUCGUAUGUCUGGAGAUGAAUAUCUGACGAAGCAGGGCAUCGAUUACUCCACCUGGGGCAUGUGGCAGAACAACGUGGCACUGGGCUGCAUGGUCAUCAUAUUCCUGAGCAUUGCAUACCUGAAACUGCUCUUAAUUAAGAAAUUUACAUAGAUACACACACACACACACACACACACACACACACACACACACACACAAGCUGCUUUGGGCUUUGAGUCCCACUUGAGCUGUUUAAAUUACACAAAUGUUUCCUCCCUUUAUAGUAUUCAGCACUUAUACUUCGCUCUGCCUCCUGACUGGCUCCUCCCCCUCAUUACUGCCUUCUUUUCCUUAAAUCUUUUCUUAUUUAUCAAAAUUUACUUAAUCAUGCCUCUUCCCAGUCUUCUCAGGUUCUUUACAAGUUCUUGUUUGAACAUAUUUCAUGGCUAUACAACUUUUCCUGAUAUUUCUGCACUUUUCAGUUGGUUUUUUAUUCUUGUUCUCUGUUUUUGUCCUGCACAUCAUAUAUACAUAUAAACACUGCAUUUUUGUAUAUAGUUUUGUUCACACAACCAAUUUUUAGAGUUUAAUUCCAACUUAGAUCUGCCUCUGAUAAUUAAAGCACUCUAACAAAGCUUCAAUCCCAUCGAACAAAACUGAACACUAUGGAGUAUUCGAGCCAGUUGUGUUUGAAUGGGAAUUAAACUCUGAAGGCUACAAAAGCAUUAUGUGGAAAAAGAAAAAAAAAAGCCUAACACUUUAUAUUAAUGGACCCUUACAGUUAUAAAUGUAAAAAAAUAAUGUAGUUUUGUUAACAAUUGUAAUAAAAGUUUUUUUUUUUUUGGA